AUGUCUGCGAUAAGUUUCGCCAAACAGGCGUUCGGUCGAGAGAAGCCGCAUUCCUCCAUCACCGACUGGGUGGAGAUACUCACCGGAAGCAGCUACGAGGAGGAAGCAUAUGAUGGGAUUCCAGAGCUUGUCGACUCAAUUAAUCUCCAAGGAGCAGGUACAACGGAAGCAUCCAGAGCGCUGCGCAAGAAACUCAAGCAUGGAGGCCCCCACCAGCAGUAUCGUGCUAUGGUCCUCCUAAAGGCGCUUGUCGAGAAUUGCGGUCAUAAAUUCCAGGCUUCUUUCGCCGAUGACAUGCUCACCGAUGCGCUCAAGCAAAUAACUGCUGAUCCGUCUGGUGACCCGAGGGUAAAGAAGAAGGUUCUCCUCGUCCUCGCAAGCUGGGAACAGCAAUACAAGUCAGACCCCCAGAUGGCACACGUAGCCGGGCUGUACAGACAGUGCAAGCAACACCGAAUUACACAGCAGCAGACUAUAGAUAAUGUGGUGACCUCGCUAGGACUACCGAGUCAAGAAUCAGAGGCAGCGCGCCGGAAACGUGCUAAGAAGGAGGCGAAAGAGGCGAAGGAGAAGGAGAGACAGCAGAAAGAGGAGGAAAGAUUGAGGCAGAACAGGCCGAGAAGGCCGGCCUUUGACUUCGAGAAAGAUAAACCAAAAGUUUUAUCCAGUAUCGUUGAAGCCUCACAGGCAACUAGUAACCUCAUCAAUGCGAUAGUGCUGGUUAAUACGGAGAAGGACAGCAUCUCCACCAACGAACGAGUCCAGGAGUGCCUCGAAAAGGCCAAAGUAGCGAGAAAGCCCGUGGUCCGAUAUAUUCAGCUGGUGGAGAACGAGGAACUGAUCGGGACGUUGAUCGAGACCAACGAACGGAUAAUAGGCGCGUUGGAGAUGUACGACCAACUCUGCCUGGCCGAAAAACAACCACCAGCGGUGGACGAAACUGCUGCCAACGAGGUGGCCCCUCAAAUGACAGGGGAGAGCGAAGUCUUCAAGUUGCAAGAGAAACAAAGGGCUGCAAUCAAGCGGGCUAAGCAGGUCGACAACUCCAACGUUCACCCCGACUUGCAGGAUUUGAACUUCGGGGCAAUCGGCGGCUCCGCGGCCAAUUUGCCACCACCGAUGAAGCCUUCUGGCCAAGGUGAAGACGGUUCUGAUGAAGAGCCGUACGACUUUCGCGGGUCGUUGUCAGAUUUUAGUGACUACGUUUCGUCGGACGAGGAGACACAUAACGCGUCGUCAUCGAGGAGACCAAGGAAGGAUUAUGUCGAUGUUUCUGACGACCCCGAUGUCGAAGCGACUGUUGCCAUAAGACCCCAAGCAGGGCAAGACGACCCGUUUGCCGAUCCAUUCGCUGACGAAGUCGCCAUAGGUCCAACCAAACGUUAA
Pleurotus ostreatus (oyster mushroom) is the source of this 1386-nucleotide messenger RNA. It is a transcript of the gene LSB5, whose product is annotated as putative actin patch assembly and actin polymerization protein. Bases 1 to 1386 code for a protein of 461 amino acids. Gene Ontology annotation, cellular component: actin cortical patch. The transcript has 9 exons. Gene Ontology annotation, molecular function: ubiquitin binding; phosphatidylinositol binding. Gene Ontology annotation, biological process: actin filament organization; endocytosis; actin cortical patch localization. NCBI's taxonomy places the organism in Eukaryota, Fungi, Basidiomycota, Agaricomycetes, Agaricales, Pleurotaceae. The record is from RefSeq and is a predicted model, not a curated record.